ACUCUUUCAAAUACUGUUGCAGUUAUCGUGCUAUUAAGUUAUAUUACUUUUACAUACUAUGAAAACUCGUUUUAUUCACACACACAUUCAUGCUCGAUAUAUUUGUAACGUUUGUAGUUCGUAGUAUGUAUUCCAGAAAGUUUCUGUGUUUUUUUAUGUAUCUUAUCGAAGUGCAAAAUGAACUUCACACAUUCAGACGGCGAAUGUUGGAUUACAGUGAACUAAAAGAGCUGUUGGUGGCAUUUUUGAGGAUAUCAAUGACGGCGUCAUAUUUAACCAGUAUUACAUUUUCAUUUCGUAAAGUCUGAAAACAGAAGGUUGCAGAAAUCUGUCGACUCCAAAAUUUAUCAUGUUCAGAUUAUAUAUGGUUUUGCUGAAUGUCACCUUUGUGAUAACUGGGUUAGUGCCUUCCAGAUAUAAAGGAGAUCUUAGAAAUAGUGAAUACCAUGAUUCCGGGAAAAUAAUGUUUGUUGAAAAUUCGAAUAUCUUUUUUUCAUUUAUGAACAUUAUAUAUACGAAUAACUUGUGCGAUUCAAGACAAUCGUUUAAGGUUAUGGAAUGGGAAACUUCUUAUUCCACAUUUAGAAUAACAUCAGCUUUUAAAACGCCAACACCGUUUUCUGGCGACAACUGUACGGGUCAUCAAAUAAAUAUUUAUUUUGUUUGUGGAACCAAUCAAAUCCAUCGAUAUACAUUAAUUCAGUCAAAUGUAUUACACUUUGAAGAAUUAGGUAUGAUAUGCAGUUUUUGGAGGGAAGAAGAAUCGACCUCAAAAUAUCAGCCAAACACAUGGAUUCAAUUAAAUAAUCUACCAUAUAAUAAACAAACUAUACAUCCUGGUUUGAUUGCAGCUUCUCGUCUGGCAUUAUUUUCUCACUACGUAUCCUCAACUGAUGUUAAAACAGGUUACAGUUUAGUCGCAGCCAACGUUCAGCAUGAAAUGGCACCCGAUUUAAUAGGACCGCAGAUUUAUGCGUUUGGUCCUAAAGAUCAAUUGAGUGAUGCAUUCAAAAAGUCUGAGAAGUUGCAACAAUACGGUUGCUAUUAUCAUAACGACAUUACAUCGAAAAGAAAAUUAGCUGAACAGAAAAAUCAGUUUUUUGAUGGUUGGCGAUCAAACUCUAAUUCCAAAUUAUGGUUUGGUGAAAAUGUACAGUUUCUUUCAAUUAACAGUGUAAAUUCCAAAUAUUUCUACAUUAUAUUUACUGAACAAGAUAUAAGUGCACCGUAUACUGCUUAUGAAGGAUCACUUUCUAAUAUUGGAAGUACAAUAACAAGAAUUGGUCGAGUAUGUCAACAUGAUCCAGGUUCAAAAUUAUCGGCAUCAAUUUUACCAAAUGGUGGUGGAGUAUUUACAACUUUUCGAAAAACUCAACUUGUUUGUCGUGCAUAUUCAUCUGAGUCUGCUCAUCAUGAAGAAACAAAUCAUUAUCAGAGUUAUGAUAAAUUUAAUGGACAGGGAAAUACUAAGAAUGGAUAUUUCAAUGAACAGAAAAUAACAAAUGAAAAACGUUACUUAGAAUUCAAUCGAGCAAUUGCUGUUAGUGAGAUUGUUCCAACAGGUGAUAUGACUGAUCAUGUUUUCUAUGCUCUUAUGACUACAAUUGAUUCGAUCUCUGGUCUAUACGCAUUAUGUGCAUUCAAUUUGAAUAGUGUAGACCAAAAUUUAAACACUGAUCAUUUAAUCAAAAUGAAACAAUCAAAUAAUGCAUACAGUGGUUUAUCUCGUAUGGUAUGGAGAGAUAAUAAUAAUAAUAAUGAAACAAAUUCAUCAUCAACCCAUUAUAGUUAUUAUAAACAUACAUCAAAAUGGACUGUGGAUGUUGUUUCACCGUCACAAAUGACAAAAGAAAUAAUGAGAACUUCUAAAACAUGUCCAUCAAAGUCACUACCAGAUUAUUAUUCACAAUUUGCUACAUUACAUCCAUUAGUUGGUACAAGUGUAUGGGCUUUAAAUAUGAUAAAUGCCUUAGAUAAUCAAACAAGCACAACAAAUAAACAUAUUACUUUAAUGAAACAACCUGGUAAAGCAUUGAAAGUAUUUACAAUGAAUGAUUUAAAUAAUGAAACAAUAAUAUCUAAAGAAACACCAAUUGAUUUCACAGUACAUUGGGCUAAUUCAAUUCAAGAUAAUAAUGAAACUGAUAUUAUUUAUAUUGUUACAAAUAAAAAUACAAUCUACACUAUUGAAACUGGUAUCAAAUUAAAACAACAAAUUGUAUAUAAUCAAAAUUUCAAAUUUGAAUUCAAUUCAAAUAAAUUAAGUACAAUUAAUUAUUUUAUAAAAACAAAUAAAAAUAAAAAAUUUCAAAUCAUGGAUCAAUUUACAAUAAUUGAUAAUAAUAAUUAUAUCAUACAAUCUACUCAUAAAUGUGAUAUAAGUAGUAUGUUAUCAAUGAAUAUGAAAUUUAUUCAUUCUAUUAAAAAAACAAGAAAUUCUAUGGAUGCAUAUCGAUUAAAUGAAAAAUUAUUAUUAAAACAAAAUAAAAUGAUUCAUUUUAAUCCUAAUAAAAUAAUAUGUACUACUUAUUUCUUAUGCAAAAAUUGUCAGUUAACUAAUAAACAUUUCUGCAAGUGGAAUUAUGACAAUCAUAGUUGUUUGUUAAAUGAUUCUUCAUAUUCUCAACUUAAAUCAAUGGAUUCCAAUUUAUAUCAUUUUUGUAAUGAUCAUGAUCAUGAUGAUGAAGUUUACGUUAACCAACUGGAACGAUAUCAUCUACUCCGUAGUUUUUCAAAUGAAUCUAAUGCGAAUAAUAAUAUUUUAUCAAAAAAGCAAAUUACAAAGGUGAACUUCCAUAAUGAAGAAUUAAAUUUGGUGAUUAUUCGUGAAUCAACACCGUCAGUGAUUAAUACAAAAACAAUAAAAUACAAUAAACAUAUUAAUACCAAUAAUAGAAAUCAUAGUAAUCAUAAUGAAACUGAUUUUAAUUAUAAAUCAUUAUAUAAUCAUAUAUUUAAUGGUAUUCUUAUAUUAUCUAUUCUUAUUAUAUGUAUACCACUUAGUAUGAUAUGUGGUUUUCUAAUAGGUAACAAAAAUUAUUUGAAACAAUAUACAGUAUAUAAUAAAGUGAAACGUCUGUUACAUCAUCAUCAUCGUCAUCAACAACAACAUGAACCGAACUAUUAUCGUACCUCUUCAGCUUCCUCAUUCUCUUCGUCUACUUUUCAUAAUCGAUAUAAUCCUUACAUUGAUCUGUCUAAUGAUCAACUUGAAAUGUUUCAUUCCAACUGUAAUGUACAUCACUAUCAUCAGAAUUAUUGUCAAUGUAGUCAGAAACGUUUUCAAAAAACUAUAAGUGGUAAAAACGAAUGUAGUAAUGGUAAAAAUAAUAAAGGGGAUUUAAUAAAUUCACAGCACCAUUGUAAUAAUAUAAAUACUAUUGCUAAUAAUAAUAAUAAUAAUAAUAAUAAUAAUAAUAAUAAUAAUAAUAAUAAUAAUGAGACAGUGAAGUUUCUGCGAAAUUCAUUAGAAAAACCUAAUACAAUAAUGCAUGGCUGCUUUUAUCAUUAUUAUAAUGAUGAUCAACCAAACGAAACAUCAAAUGAAAUUAUAUCGAAUGAAUACAGUCUAACACCAAAUCAACACUCCUCAACAAAAACUACAAAUAAUAUACAUUUAUAUUAUACUACUGAUCAACAUAUAAAUAGCAUUGAUAAUUAUAUAAAAUCUAGGCAUAUAAAAGUAAAUCCAUUAAUUGCAGUUAGUGUGAUCAGUGAAAAUUUACCACAUAAUAACAGAUUUAUACCCAAUUCAACUAUAAUUUCAUCAUUAACAUCAACAACAUGUCUGUCGUCAUUACAAACAUCGACUACUAUUACAACAACACCAAUAGCAGUAACAAUGAAUAUGUUUGCUUCUACAACAACUACUACUCAAUUCACUUCAGUCUCUUGUUGUACACCAAUACAAUCAUCUAGAUUAUUUCAACAACGAUUUCAAUCAUCCAUCGGAUUUAAAAGUCCUAAUAAUUAUUUAGCUACAAAUAAUAAUAAUAAUUCUAAUCAAUAUUAUUACACUUAUGUAACAAUGAAAUCAUCUGAAACAGCUAUUCAACACAACAAUAAUAACAAAUGUUUGAAAUCUGUGAAUAGGUUAAGAACCAAUAAUGAUGAUGGUGAAAUGUUUUAAUAUCCUCAGUUAUUUUUUUUAUACAUGAUUGUGUGUAUAUGAAUGUAUGUGCUUCUUUAUCUUGAGUAAAAUAAAUUUGAUGGCUACUGUGGUGCCAGGCGAUUUAUUACUAAUCAAUGUCCAAUAAAAUAAAUAAUUAUGCUUUAUACUACUAAGGACUAAGAACAGUACAGAUAAAAGUUGUAAAAAUGUUCGUGAUUGAAAAAUUUACCAACAAAAUUGAGUACACUUCUCUCUUGACAGUAGUUUUUACCCAAGUCCAUUAUGAUAACCCAGCCGAGCUAAAUUGUUUGGAACAUUUACUCCCUUAAGUUCAACAGCGACAAGCAGGUUUGUCAUGGUACGGUAAAACUAAUAACAACUACUACUAAUUCAGUUUCCUUUUCAGAUUUCUCAAGAACAAAUAUAGUUUCCGAUGUAGACAACCAAGAAGGACAAACCCCCUACACUCUUAGCAGCACUCGAGAUCGCCUUGUUUAUUAUGCAUAUUUUUUACAUUUGAAGAAAAAACGAUAUGACAAUUGUCAUGAAAGUGACGUUAUAAUUAUACUGUGAAACUUUUAGAUCAGAUAGAUUUAACCAGUUUUCUAUUGUUUACUUUUACAGUUUUUAAUCGGAAUUUCCGUUUACCAGCUGCUUAGAAUAACUUCUUAAAAUUACGUUAUUUGUAAAACGACCGUUUUUAAAAAAAUUUUUAAACAUGAA
This is a messenger RNA of Schistosoma rodhaini, 4834 nucleotides long. The record is from the annotation of a GenBank genome assembly. NCBI's taxonomy places the organism in Eukaryota, Metazoa, Platyhelminthes, Trematoda, Strigeidida, Schistosomatidae.